Camelus dromedarius (Arabian camel) is the source of this 4644-nucleotide messenger RNA. It is a transcript of the gene CHAT, whose product is annotated as choline O-acetyltransferase. Lineage: Eukaryota; Metazoa; Chordata; Mammalia; Artiodactyla; Camelidae. Gene Ontology annotation, molecular function: choline O-acetyltransferase activity. Gene Ontology annotation, cellular component: cytoplasm; neuron projection. The record is from RefSeq and is a predicted model, not a curated record. The transcript has 15 exons. Gene Ontology annotation, biological process: neuromuscular synaptic transmission; acetylcholine biosynthetic process. The coding region runs from base 177 to 2102 and encodes 641 amino acids.
CUCCACCGUGGACAGAGGCGGCAGCCCCCACCCCCGCACUGCUGACGCGCCCCCGAAUCCCUUCUGGCUUGCAUUCCAGCCCCUCGUCCUGCCUGGUGCGGUGCAGCGGCGGCAGUGGCAGCAGAGCCUGGGAAAGCAGGUCUGCACCUCUGUUUCCCCGAUUGGGAGUCACCAAGAUGCCCAUUCUGGAGAAAAUCCCCCCUAAGAUGGCAGCAAAAAGUCCCAGCAGAGAGGAGGCGCCUGGGCUGCCCAAACUCCCAGUGCCCCCCCUGCAGCAGACCCUGGCCACUUACCUGCGGUGUAUGCAACACCUGGUAUCUGAGGAGCAAUUCAGAAGGAGCCAGGCCAUCGUGCGGCAGUUUGGGGCCCCUGGUGGCCUCGGUGAGACCUUGCAGCAGAAGCUCUUGGAGCGGCAGGAGAAGACGGCCAACUGGGUAUCAGAGUACUGGCUGAAUGACAUGUACCUUAAUAACCGCCUGGCCCUGCCUGUCAACUCCAGCCCGGCUGUGAUCUUUGCACGGCAGCACUUCCAAGACACCAAUGACCAGCUAAGGUUUGCAGCCAAUCUCAUCUCCGGUGUGCUCAGCUACAAGGCCCUUCUGGACAGCCACUCCAUCCCCACUGACUGCGCCAAGGGCCAGCUGUCUGGGCAGCCGCUCUGCAUGAAGCAAUAUUAUGGGCUUUUCUCCUCCUACCGGCUCCCCGGCCACACCCAGGACACGCUGGUGGCCCAGAGGAGCAGUGUCAUGCCCGAGCCCGAGCACGUCAUCGUGGCCUGCCGCAACCAGUUCUUUGUCUUGGAUGUUGUCAUUAAUUUCCGCCGUCUCAGUGAGGGGGAUCUGUUCACUCAGUUGAGAAAGAUAGUCAAAAUGGCUUCCAACGAGGAUGAACGCUUGCCUCCAAUCGGCCUACUGACGUCAGACGGGAGGAGCGAGUGGGCUGAGGCCAGGACAGUCCUCGUGAAAGACUCCACCAACCGGGACUCUCUGGAUAUGAUCGAGCGCUGCAUCUGUCUGGUGUGCCUGGACGCCCCGGGAGGCUUGGAGCCCAGCGACGCCAACAGGGCGCUCCAGCUCCUCCACGGCGGAGGCUGCAGCAAGAAUGGGGCCAACCGAUGGUAUGACAAGUCCCUGCAGUUUGUGGUGGGCCGAGACGGCACCUGCGGCGUGGUGUGUGAACACUCCCCUUUUGACGGCAUCGUCCUGGUGCAGUGCACGGAGCAUCUGCUCAAACACAUGGUGAAGAGCAGCAAGAAGAUGGUCCGAGCUGACUCCGUCAGUGAGCUCCCAGCGCCCCGGAGGCUGAGGUGGAAAUGCUCCCCAGAAAUUCAAGGCCUCUUAGCCUCCUCGGCAGAAAAACUUCAACAAAUCGUCAAGAAUCUCGACUUCACUGUUUAUAAGUUUGAUGACUAUGGCAAAACAUUCAUUAAGAAGCAGAAAUGCAGCCCCGAUGCCUUUAUUCAGGUGGCCCUCCAGCUGGCCUUCUACAGGCUCCACCGGCGACUGGUGCCCACCUACGAGAGCGCAUCCAUCCGUCGGUUCCAGGAGGGACGGGUGGACAACAUUCGAUCGGCGACCCCGGAGGCGCUGCGCUUUGUGAAAGCCAUCGCUGAGCCCACAGCCAAUGUGCCGGAUUCAGAGAAGCUGGCACUCCUGAAGGAUGCCAUCCGAGCCCAGACCGAGUAUACAGUCAUGGCCAUAACAGGGAUGGCCAUCGACAACCACCUGCUGGGGCUGCGGGAGCUGGCCCGGGAAGUGUGCAAGGAGCCGCCUGAGAUGUUCACGGAUGAAACAUACCUGAUGAGCAACCGGUUUGUCCUCUCCACCAGCCAGGUGCCCACCACCAUGGAGAUGUUUUGCUGCUACGGACCUGUGGUACCCAAUGGGUAUGGCGCCUGCUACAACCCCCAGCCAGAGAGCAUCCUUUUCUGCAUCUCCAGCUUCCAUGGCUGCAAAGAGACCUCUUCAACCAAGUUUGCAAAAGCUGUGGAAGAAAGCCUCGUUGAAAUGAGAGGCCUCUGCAGUCUGCCACAAUCUGCCACGGGGAAGCCACUGGCGACCAAGGAAAAAGUCAUGAGGCCCAGCCAAGGGCAUCAACCUUGACUGCUGCCACUAGGUUUCACCUCCCCAAACCCAGCAUUCUGCAGCUGUCCAAUCCGACCGAAGCUCUGCUCCCAACCCUCACCCAGCUUUCUGUAGCUCCCCUGUAACUCCAGGCCUAACAUGCAGACCACACUGAGGCAACACACAAAGCUGGAGUUUUAGGAGGAAAGUGUCCCUCGUUAUGCAUGGGAAUCAUCAUUAUUUAUCAAGCUGCCCUCUGACCUCUGCCCUGGGAAAUAAGACCAGCCUGGCUCAGGGGUGGCCAGGGUGAGGUGCGGGAAGUCAGCCCCGAUUUCCCUCCACGGCCACAGAAGCUUAAUGUUAGUGUUUGCUUCCUAGCAGGAACUGGCAUGUCCAGGUGAUGCUUUUGCCCAAUGAAAGAAUGAGUCACCUUAUUAUGUGCAAUGUACCCAAAUGAACCAUGAAAGGAGAGGCCAACUCCAGGUCAUUACCUGGUAUCUUUUUGGGAGGAGUUUUCAGAGUCAAAGCAGCCUGAUCAUGGCAUUCAGGGUGACCUGCCCCGAGCCACACAGUCCUGUAAGCACUCCCUCCCCUACACACACACACACACACACACACACAGCCCAAGUUAACUUAAAAUACAGUGAUCCGGGCCCACAAAUACAUUUCUCCUUCAGCCUGGGAGUUCUGAACUCAUCCACUGAGUUCAGAAUGUCUGGUCCGGCUAUUCUGAAAGGGGAAAUAAAGGUCUGCCAUUGCCCCGGGGUAGCUGCUGCUCCUGGCUUCCCCUGGGGGCGUGGUGGGGACCAGUGCACUUCCCUUGGGAUCUUGCCACUUGCAUUUUUUCUGGUUGUGUUCCCACUCGCCUUCACAAGAAACAUGCCCUGAUAGGUGAUCAGCCUUUUAGAGGAGAGGAGAGAGGGGUGCUUCGGGGGUUUUCUGUGGCUGUUGUUUUGUUUUGUUCAUUCUUAAGAGAGGCUUUUAAGAAAUUCACUGUGACGUGAAUUUCAGAAAAUGAUUUCAGUGGCCUAAGCAGGACACCCUUGGUCAGCUGGGCUCCUUUAUGUGGGCAAUGUUAUCCAGGGAUUCUGACUAAAAGCCAUGUGGAAGGGCCCAGAGCAAGGCUCUCCACUGGCCUGGGGGCUGAGGGCACAGCUGGCAGGAGCAGGGCUGGGAGGAGGGAAUGGGCCGUGUGCAGACCCAGCCCUGGUGGAGAGGCCAACAGUCCACUGAGCCAGGGGGGGAGACCGUCCAGAGAGGCUGUGAUCGCAGAGGGGAUAUGAGAGAAACUUUCCACUGGGGCAUAUUUUUAUGGGAAAGCAACCAGAAAAAUCAAAACUGCAAAUAGCUGGGGCAGCCUGCCUAGGUCCAGCGAGGAGCAGAGGUGGGUCUCAUCAUGUUGAGUUCUGCCAUGCUCCCUGCAGGGUUUUCUGAAAAAGCCCCCCUGCCCGCUGCCAUCUUGCUUUGUUCUAUGUCAUUCUGAGCCCUCCACUCUGGCCCAGGGACCCUGCAUGUGUCCCUUCCUUGGGCCACCGUGCAAGCUCUCUGCACUUCAACCUGUAUUGAAGCAGGCAGACCUGAGACAGAGUAGGCAUUCUGACCUUUGCUGGGCUCAUUGAAAACACAAACAUCUGUAAGCAGUAAAUCCCGUGAGCCCCUGGUUUUAAGUUGAGGGGUUUCUAUUGGAUGAUCAGGAUGAUUCUGGCCCUGCCCCUUCAAAGCCACUGGUCUGCAGGCCCAUGCUCCUUCUCUCAGACGUCUACCUUCCUUCUCCCCCUGGAAAGGUGUGGCCUAGGAGUCCUGGAAAUGUUUGGGGAACUGCUGUCCACCUGCUGUAAGUUGACCCAAAGCUGCUUGUCUGUUCUCAUCAAAUGACCGCAGUAGAGGUCCAAGCUCUUCUGGUUUCUCUCCAUGGAUUCCUGGGCAGGCAGAGAGCUUUGGGAUCAGGCAGCCCCACUGACCUUGACCAAGAGACUUAAAUGCUCAGACACUCAAUUCCCUCCAUUGUCCAAUGGGGAUGAGAGUGUUCUGGCCUCAUGAGGCUGUCAGGAUGGUAGGUCGCGUGUGUAAAGGACCUUGCACAAGCAGGUGGGCACUGGUGCCUGCUGUCAGGGUGACGAUACCCCAACAGGCAUUGUUUGGGUGAUGUUUGUUUCACACUUUGUACACUGAUUUGACAGGACCAAACUCACAUCUACCAUUCUCUGAGCACAGGGAAAGGAAACUGACUUUGUGUAUUCAGAUGUCAACCACGUGUGGAUGGCAGACAUUUGGCAGGAGGGAACACCUCCUCUCUCUGAGGAAGGGCUGGAAGCUGGUCUUCCCCCUCCAAGAACAGGUGGGUGCACUGAGCCUUUAUGCAAAGGCGCUGCUGAGCCAUGGCCAUGGGCAUCUCUGCAGAGACCCUGGUAAAGAGACUGUUCCAGGUGUCCCCAAUGGGGUAGAAAAUGAGACUUGGAGACAGACCUUCAGGGGCAGUGAUGCAUAAUAAAAAUGUACAUGGCCACCUUACAAUAACUGCUAAGUUGCCAAAAUAUAUAAAGUUGAGAUUUGAGUUCUAUUUUUAUAAAAUAGUUCUAGA